Messenger RNA from Pyrus x bretschneideri (Chinese white pear), 2622 nucleotides. RefSeq names its product KH domain-containing protein HEN4. The record is from RefSeq and is a predicted model, not a curated record. The transcript is spliced from 8 exons. The coding region runs from base 178 to 2256 and encodes 692 amino acids. NCBI's taxonomy places the organism in Eukaryota, Viridiplantae, Streptophyta, Magnoliopsida, Rosales, Rosaceae. Gene Ontology annotation, molecular function: mRNA binding. Gene Ontology annotation, biological process: regulation of gene expression. Gene Ontology annotation, cellular component: cytoplasm; nucleus.
UCACUAUAUUAGGGAUUUCAUGCUUUUGGCUUUCCAAAACCAAAGCACUCGUUCAUCGGAAGAAGGGAACCAACGUCCAGGAGUUGAACAAGUUCUGUCUUCCGACCAAACGGAAACCUCUGCUUCUUCCGAAUCCACCACAACCGUGCUUUUGGUCUGCCACAAUUUUGGGUAGAAAUGUCGUCUCCAUUGACGCCUUCGAAGAGACCACAUGAGGAGAGCGUUACGGAGACUAAUGGGAAAGGGAAGUUGCAGAAGUAUGAAAAUCUAGAUUCUAGGCUCUCCGCUGGCAAUGUUGCUUUCCGGGUGCUGUGCCCUGCGUCCAAAGUUGAUAAUGUCACUGGUGAAGGUGGCUCUGUCAUAUCACAGAUUUUUCAAGACACUCUUGUAAAGGUCAAAGUUGAGGAACCUGUUCCGGGCUGUGAUGAAAUAGUUAUUAUCGUGGGUUCUGAUAGAGAGAAUGAUGUUGGUAGUGAGCAUAGAAAGGAGGAUGGCGUUGAAGAGGCAAAUGUGGAUGAAAAGCAAGAUGACGCUAAGGAGCCAAGGGAGAAGGAUGAAACUCAGGAAUCUGUUCCUAUCGAAGAUUCAAAAUCUGAUACUGAAGAUUCAGUAACCCCAUCUUUGCAGAAGGCUUUGCAACUUGUUUUUGAGAGAAUAGUUGAAGGGGAAACAGAAACCGAUGGAGGGGAUGAAGAAAGUAAUAAGUCUUUGACAUUUGUUUGUAGGUUACUAGUUCUAUCAUCUCAAGUGGGAUGCCUCUUGGGAAAGGGUGGUAGUGUUAUCAAACAAAUGUCAUCUGAAAGUGGGGCACAAAUCCGGAUCCUUCCCAGGGAUAAACUUCCGUUAUGUGCUUCAGAUUCGGAUGAACUAGUGCAGAUUACGGGGAACAUUGAUGCAGUUAGGAAAGCCAUUGAAUCUGUUUCCCAGCAGCUUUUGGAGAAUCUGCCUCGCGAUAGUGAUGAUUCCCUUCCCACCUCCGGGCCAUCAUCUAAUUCAAUCGGUCAACCUCUUCCAAGACCAGAAAUAUAUCCACCACCUAACCAUUCUCAAGGAGCUCCUGAUAUUGAUCAGCCUGGAGAUUUUGCUGAUUCCCAUUCUGCUGCUCAUCGAUUAAACCCUAAAUUACAUGGAAGUGGCAUCCCUCGUAGGAUGAAACCUUCUCAGGAAGUCCUAACUUUCCGCUUAUUGUGCCCUGAAGAGAGAGUAGGCGGUGUAAUUGGGAAGGGAGGAACCAUAAUAAAGACACUUAAGCAAGAGACAGGCUGUGAAAUUAAGGUUAUGGAAGGCGUGCCUGACUCAGAUGAUCGUCUUAUUGUUAUAUCUGGUCCUGCGCACCCAGAUGAUAGGAUAUCACCUGUCCAAGAUGCUGUUAUUCUUGUGCAAAGUAGGAUAUUCAGGGCUAUACCUAAUAGCAAGGAACAAUCCAUGAUGGCGAGGCUUCUUGUUUUCUCUAAUCAAAUUGGUUGUCUCCUUGGAAAAGGUGGUGCCAUCAUUGCAGAGAUGAGAAAGUUAUCUAGGGCACAUAUCCGCAUAAUGGGGAAGGAUCAAAUUCCAAAAUGCGCUUCAGUUGAUGAAGAAGUUGUUCAGAUACAUGGAGAAUUUGAAGCCGUUAAAGAUGCUCUUCUGCAGAUCACCACUAGGUUGCGGCUUCACUUUUUUGGUGAUGCAUUUCCUUCUAUAAAUUAUCAUCAAAAUCCUGCGUUUCUGGAUCAACCACCAUUUCAAUCAUAUCUGAGGAGGGACUUCUCACCUCCAAGAAUGCAUUCGAAUUUAGGCCCAUCGUUUCACAAGUUCGAUGCUGUUGGUGGCCUGCCCCCUCAUGGUAGUUUUCAUCCUCACGAUGAUCGUGCUCCUUUUAUGCACAAUAUUCAUAGGUUAGGUGCCCCCCCACAUUUAUCCGAGAGAAGACCUUGGGGUCCUCAGGGACUCCAUGAAGGUGGUGGUCCACUAGGCUUGCCAAACUUUCCAGGCGCUCCUCAAAGAAGAAUCCCAGGGUUUGGAGGAACCCAAUCAGCUAUAGUUACCAACACCACUGUUGAAGUUGUUGUGCCUGGUUCCCUUGUUCCUGUUAUCAAUGGUGAAGAUGGUGAAUGUUUGAAACAAAUACGUCAGAUUUCUGAUGCAAAAGUUACCAUUACUGAGCCCAAGCCUGGAGCAGUUGAAACUGUGAUUAUAAUAUCCGGAACACCGGAACAAACGCAUGCUGCGCAGAGCCUUAUUCAGGCCUUUGUAAUGAGUGAGACUGAAUCUUCGUGAUUUAGGUACCUCUGAAGAUGAAGAUUGAGAUCAAUGUUGCAGUUCUGAGAAGAUUUAUCUGAAUCUAACAAGGAAAAUUCAUCGGUCCAUACAUGAAGAGCUUGAGUUCCUCCUCUUCAAGUUAUGUGAGGGAUCCCUUUUGGCGCCCAUGAAAGUUUAAGAAAAGACCGGAUUGGAUAAUGAGGUUGUAGUAAGUUCCGAAGAAGUUCUAAUAUCACUUUCUAACCUGGCUUGUGUAUCUGAGCAUGUGUUAAACUUCGAUAUAAUAUGUUGGAUAACCUCACCAUGUCAAUUUUAGGUAAAUCCAGUUUGUUCUCUUUUUUCUUCCCCGAAAAGAAAUAAAACAUGUUCAACCAUCCUUUUUCA